AUGGCUGAAGCACUUCGAAGAGCAAUAAAAUCAAGACAUGCCAACAAAAAUUUGGAAGGUAUCAAGAUAACCACAAACUUUGUUGCUACACAUCGGCAAUUUGUUGAUGACAACCUCCUACUAGGCACAACAAGAUCCAAGGAAGCUGCCCAGUUUCAGGAACUACUGGAGUCAUAUGGGAAAGCUUCAGUAUGGGAGGUAUGGAAGGAGCAGAACAGGAAAUUAUUUGAUGGAAAAGCAAGGAGUGUUGACUCAACUUUGUCCUCUUUGGAAGCAACCAUUGUUGAAAACAUUCAUAGAAGACUUGCCCUUUCAACCAACUUGGACAAGAACUUUACAUCAUGGGACAACAAAAUGAGGUUUUCAUGGAAUGGAAUCAAAAUUCCCCCCUUCUUGGGAAACAAGUCAGGCGACAGAGAAAAUGCAGUUUGGGCUCCUCCCCAGUAUGGUUGGUUUAAAUUCAAUUUUGACGGGGCUUCUAAAGGUAAUCCAGGAGCUUCUGGAAUUGGAUGUGUAGUCAAAGAUCACAGUGGAAUAGUGGUGGGAAAGAUGUCUAAUCCUACCCCUCCGAAUACAAACAAUGUAGAAGAAUUUAAAACUCUUCUCUAUGGCCUGUCAGAGUGUUUUAACCAUGGCAUCAGAAAUUUAGCAAUUGAGGGGGACUCUUCUAUUGUUAUAAAUGCAGCUAAAAUGACUCAUUCUAUUAAUUGGAAGCUGCAAGCUCUUCUAGAAAGAAUCCUAGCAUUGCUACCUUCUUUUAACAACUACAACUACAAUCACAUAUUCAGAGAGAGAAAAACAAAAGUAUGCAGAUGA
Molecule: messenger RNA, 816 nt
Organism: Cryptomeria japonica (Japanese cedar)
Lineage: Eukaryota; Viridiplantae; Streptophyta; Pinopsida; Cupressales; Cupressaceae
Exons: 2
Coding region: 1-816 (271 amino acids)
Molecular function (GO): RNA-DNA hybrid ribonuclease activity; nucleic acid binding
Source: RefSeq, a predicted model, not a curated record